Molecule: messenger RNA, 1062 nt
Organism: Oncorhynchus tshawytscha (Chinook salmon)
Lineage: Eukaryota; Metazoa; Chordata; Actinopteri; Salmoniformes; Salmonidae
Product: BCL2/adenovirus E1B 19 kDa protein-interacting protein 3
Exons: 6
Coding region: 186-740 (184 amino acids)
Biological process (GO): positive regulation of apoptotic process; mitochondrial outer membrane permeabilization
Cellular component (GO): mitochondrial envelope; mitochondrial outer membrane; nucleus
Source: RefSeq, a predicted model, not a curated record
CUCUGCACGUGAGUAGGGAGGGAGUGCUGGCGGAUUAGCGUGCUCUGAUCAUCACAGUCUACGUGCUACCAUAACAACAGUGAAUGAAGAAAGGCAGUUUAGAAUACAGUUUUCUCCUCAUUGCUCGUGUUUGUCAGUGUGAGCAUCUCUCUCUCUGAAUUUAAAUCAUCCUUCGGCCACUAACCAUGUCUCUGUCAGGUUCGCAGACUCCAGAGGACGGCUUGUACGACACUUGGGUGGAGCUGGAGGAGCUGCUAUCAGCGGUGAGCAGCAGGGAGAGUCUGACAGGACAAGAACAGGACACAGCCUCCUGGGCCCUGCAGGGGGAGCUACAGAGGAUCCUGCUAGAGGCACAGCUCGAGAGUAAAGACAGUCCUCCACAGGUGGUUACUCCUCCACAGACUGUUGUUUCCCCUCCCCACAGUGAAGGCAGCAGCAGUACAGACUGUGUUACCAUACAGUCCGAAGAAGAAGGGGAGAGGGGGCUGAUUUCUGAGUGGGUAUGGGACUGGUCCAGUCGGCCUGAGAACCUUCCACCAAAGGAGUUUGUGUUCCAGCACCCGAAGCAGCAGUCAGGCUCCCUGAGUGUAAGGAAGAGUGAGGUGAUGAAGAGAGGCCUGUUCUCCUCCGACGUCCUCAUGAUCCUCAUCCCCUCACUGCUGGUCUCACACCUUCUCACACUGGGAGUGGGGAUAUACAUAGGGAAGCGAUUGGCUGCCUCCACAACUAGCACUCUGUGAUAUAUGCUUCAGGGUAGCGCUCCCAUUUGUUGACGGCAGACCAAUAGGAAUGGCAGCCCUUGCCACAACACACCCGUUGCCCCCCUCUCUCGCUGUCAUGGGGCAACAUAGGACCAGGCCUUUCUUUACCACUGUCUCUCUGUCUGUCUCAAUAUGUCUGUCUGUCUGUCCACCACCCACCAGCACGUUGUGUGUCUGUCCAUCAGUCAGUCACCCAGCAUCUCUGAAUCUGUGAUUGUCCCAGGGCCAGAGAGAGUGUGAGUGUGAGUGUGAGUGUGAGUGUGAGUGUGAGUGUGUGUGUGUGUGUGUGUGUGUGUGUGUG